This is a messenger RNA of Ictalurus punctatus (channel catfish), 1477 nucleotides long. RefSeq names its product dual specificity protein phosphatase 14. Lineage: Eukaryota; Metazoa; Chordata; Actinopteri; Siluriformes; Ictaluridae. Gene Ontology annotation, biological process: protein dephosphorylation. Gene Ontology annotation, molecular function: MAP kinase tyrosine/serine/threonine phosphatase activity. The transcript has 2 exons. Bases 201 to 740 code for a protein of 179 amino acids. The record is from RefSeq and is a predicted model, not a curated record. Gene Ontology annotation, cellular component: cytoplasm.
UUACUGUGAACUUGCUUCACAGAUAUUCCUCUGGGCCCGUCCACAGCUGCUUAACCUGUCUAAAAUUAACCUCCCUCUCUAUAGAUCUCUAGUUCCCAAAGCCUUUUUAUGGAUCGAGAGUGCCAACAGCUGAUUUUCUAUAGCAGAGAAACACAGACAAGUCAGGAGAGAGAGAGAGAACACAACAAGGGACCAGCUUCAUGUCUCUGUCGCAGAUCACCCCAAGCCUUUUCCUGGGCGGAGCCGACGCCCCUCUCAAUCGAGCCCUCAUGACUCGUAAGGGCAUCACACUCAUCGUAAACGCCACUCUGUCCCACAGCUGCCCCACAUACCCAGGAGUCGAGUGUGUACGUGUGGCAGUACCUGAUCUUCCCACUGCACGUCUGAGUGAGCAUUUUGACCGAGUGGGAGCCCGCAUUCAUAACAAUAGAGCGGGUGGAACGUUGGUGCACUGUGCGGCAGGCAUGAGUCGCUCACCUGCUUUGAUCAUGGCUUACCUCAUGAAGUACAAGGGAGUGACACUGUGCCAGGCGCACCACUGGGUGAGGCAGAGCAGACCCUCGAUCCGCCUCAACUCAGGAUUCUGGGACCAGCUUCUAGACUACGAAAAGAGACUUUAUGGGAAAAAUACGGUGAAAGUUGCUGCUCCAUUGGAAGUGCCUAAAACGCCCAAAAUGGUGCCCAGGUACACUCUGAGAGCGUGUCCAUCAUCUCCCAGGCUGGGCUGGUUUAGACGAUAGGACUAAAAAAAAAAACUUGUAUGAAUGGCAGUGCCUUUGCAUUUUGUAAACAUCUGAUUUGCUCAAUGCAAGCCCUGAAGUUUAGGGCAAAUCAUUUCCAGCAUUGUUUUUACUUAAAAAUCUUCCCUUUCCAAAAGUUUUCCACUGUUGAGGUGCCUUGGAAGGCCAAUUUAUAUCAAUCGUAUUGGAAAGUAGCUGGCUAACAAUUAGCAUGUUAUAUCGAUGCUGAUUACUUUUUAACAUGGCCUGUGUGAAACAGGUAAAUGUAGACUAUUUCCACCUAACUGUUAUAAUUAGCACUUUUUGUUUUGUAAAGUUAUAGUGUGAUAUUCAAACCACCUUAUAUUGUUAUUAUGAACACUCUGAAUGUAAGUGAUUAAAAGAAUCAGGGGGAAAUGGCAGUGAGCCCCUGUAGAGCCAAAAGAGUCGACUCUUAUUAGUGAGCUGAGUCAAAUGAUUUGAUUCACUGAAAAUAGCCGGGAUUAUUUUGGGAUUUGAAAGCAGCACUAAUCCUUAAAAAAAGUAUAAAUAAUUAAAUAAAACCAUGAAAGUACUGUAAUAACAUAUCUUAUUUUACACAUGUGAAAAAAAGAAGAAAUUAUACAUUUUAUAUCAGCAAUUUUUAGCAGCAUAUUUUUUUUUGUUGCAUUUUCUUUGAAACUAUUGAUGAGUUAUUAAUGUAAUCAUGUGGAAAAUUUGUUGUUUAGUGUUUUAAAAUUAAAAUAAAAGAAAUGUAU